AUGGACACAACGUCGCCGCCUCCAAAGCCAUCAAGGCUACCAGCGGCCUCACGGCUGGGCCGUCGCAUCAAGGAGUUUGAUCUUCUGGGAAUGUUGCAGCCCCCGAAGCUGAUGCCCGAGUUUCUCGUCAGCGAUGUAGUUGGGUUUCUCCUCCACGUCGUUCUCGCGACAGACUGGUCCUCCUUCUGGAAGACGAAGUUAUUCGAUGCCGUCCCAGUAUCAAAGACGAUAUCGAACACUCUGACCGACUUCUGGAGUUCCUUUUGGGACGAACGGUGGCAUACGGAAGACUUCACGGAAGAAAGGACGAGGAAGUGGCAUCCCCAUCUCUACAGAAGGACCCCGCCUCGUCUGCGCACGUAUCGUGAGAUACUCAACCGCCAACAAGCGCUGAGAAACUGCUGCGGCGAUCAACUCGACGGACUGGAAACGCGGGAGGUGAUGAGGAACAUGGUACUGCAGUUCGCGAUGGCCUUAUGUUGGAUGUCGGCGCUCAUCAAGGAUCACAUCGCGGUGAUAUGGCUGUUGGCCGAGAUCGAAAACAAGACCCUGGGAUACAGACAAAAGAUCGAGAACUCUGUGCCGCCGGUUGUGCGGAAGGGAGAGGGAGUGAUGCCUGUGGUCAGGGGUGGUCAGCAGCAGUGUUGUUUGAGGCGGAUCCAGCAACGAAUCGACCGCGGCCAAUAUCUCAUCAACAGAUUCAUGGAUUUGGAGUUAUGCCAGGUCGAAAAGGACCAUUGCGUUUGGGAUGAGACCGAAUGGCUAGUGGAGAAAGACGGGGACAUACCUGCAGACAUGCCGGACGAAGACCGCUUUCUCGUUAACCGCGUCAUCUUCUCGGCGGGCUUGUCAUGGUUUAUGGUGUCUAUCAGCUGCGAUUUCGCGACGUUUUACCUCUCCAUCCUGGCGAAGCGUCUGUUGAAGUCUUUGCUUGGAUGA
Colletotrichum karsti is the source of this 939-nucleotide messenger RNA. RefSeq lists its product as uncharacterized. The record is from RefSeq and is a predicted model, not a curated record. Bases 1 to 939 code for a protein of 312 amino acids. The transcript has a single exon. NCBI's taxonomy places the organism in Eukaryota, Fungi, Ascomycota, Sordariomycetes, Glomerellales, Glomerellaceae.